AUGCACCCGCCUCUCGGACCUAUCUUGGCUAACAUCUUCAUGGAUAAGCUGGAGAAAUUGCAACUAAGCGAGCAGAUAUAUGAGUUAAAACAGUAUGGUCGGUAUUUUGAUGAUGCCUGCGCCAUCAUCCCAGCAGAAACCGACGAAAAUACGAUUGUAAGUACUGCUUAUCAACCACACCCCUCCAUUAAGUUCAUCUUGGAGCUGGGGACGACAGGUUCGCUUCUCUCCUUAGAUGUCCGAAGGAGGGUUUAUCCUAAGAAAACCUGGUCCGGACAGUACACAAACCUGAACAGAUUUGUACACAUCCAACAGACGCGAAUUGCCGAACACGCGCAGUCGUGCCCCAAAAUGAUGCUAAUUCUCAAGUUGCGGCCCAUUUGA
This is a messenger RNA of Dibothriocephalus latus, 384 nucleotides long. Lineage: Eukaryota; Metazoa; Platyhelminthes; Cestoda; Diphyllobothriidea; Diphyllobothriidae. The record is from the annotation of a GenBank genome assembly.